Dovyalis caffra is the source of this 813-nucleotide messenger RNA. NCBI's taxonomy places the organism in Eukaryota, Viridiplantae, Streptophyta, Magnoliopsida, Malpighiales, Salicaceae. The record is from the annotation of a GenBank genome assembly.
AUGAUUUUCAGAGGAUUUGCCGUUGAAGACCCAGACAAUCCCAUUAGGGUACAGCUCCUCUUCAAUGAUUAUCCCUAUGGUGCAGAUGGGCUUGAUAUCUGGCAUGCCAUCAAGACAUGGGUCACAGACUUGUGCUCACUUUUCUACAAAGACGAUGAUUCUGUCAAUUCUGAUGGAGAAAUCCAAGCAUGGUGGUCGGAGAUCCGGAAUGUGGGCCAUGGUGAUAAGUGCAAUGAGGCAUGGUGGUACAAAAUGACAACUCUCUUAGACCUAAUAGAGGCUCUAACAACACUCAUAUGGAUUGCAUCAGCUCUUCAUGCUUCUGUCAACUUUGGGCAAUAUGCAUAUGCUGGCUACCCUUUAAAUCGUCCCAUGCUAUGCCGAAAAUUUAUUCCAGAGGAAGGGACAAAAGAAUUUGCCAAGUUCCUAAGAGAUCCAGACAAAUAUUAUCUCAAUAUGUUGCCUGGCAGAUUUGAGAUGACCCUUGGUAUAGCAUUAAUAGAGGUCCUCUCGAUGCACACAUCUGAUGAAGUAUACUUAGGUCAGAGGCCGCUGUUAGAGUGCACUAACAAUGGAGUUCAACAAAAAUUCAAGAAGUUCAACGAACAUCUUCAAGAGAUAGAGAAGAAAAUUAUUCAGAGGAACAAAGAUCCCAAGUUUAAGAACAGAUGCAGCCCUGUCAAGAUCCCAUAUGAACUUCUCUACCCAGAUACAUCCAAUGUUGGAUCCAAAAGGGGCAUCACAGGAAAGGGGAUCCCUAACACUCCACAAUUGGCCAGGUCUCACCCUGAUAGUCAUUGCAUUACUGAAUAA